Messenger RNA from Geosmithia morbida, 579 nucleotides. RefSeq names its product RNA recognition motif. Bases 1 to 579 code for a protein of 192 amino acids. Gene Ontology annotation, cellular component: nuclear speck. Lineage: Eukaryota; Fungi; Ascomycota; Sordariomycetes; Hypocreales; Bionectriaceae. Gene Ontology annotation, biological process: mRNA splicing, via spliceosome. The record is from RefSeq and is a predicted model, not a curated record. The transcript is spliced from 6 exons. Gene Ontology annotation, molecular function: RNA binding.
AUGUCUCGCGGCGGCAAUACUCUCUACGUGACCGGCUUCAGCCACGGUACUCGCGCCCGCGACCUCGCCUACGAGUUCGAACGCUAUGGACGUCUGGUUCGAUGUGACAUUCCUGCUCCUCGCUCUGCGUCUAGUAGGCUCUUUGCGUUUGUCGAGUACGAAGACCGUCGCGAUGCCGACGAUGCGUACUACGAGAUGCACAACAAACGCAUGGGUCGCGAUGAUGUCCUGAAGAUUGAGUGGGCCCGAACUCCCCCUUCUGCAUCCUGGCGGUUUGAGUCUGGUCGUGACCGUGACCGUCGUGGUGGCCAGCGUUCACCUCGGCGCGGCCGGUCGCCGUCACCUCGCCGCAGCACCAGGGAGUACUCUCCUCGGAAAGACGAGCGAAGGGACCGUGACUAUGACCGUGACAGCCGCCGCGAUCGCGACCGCUCUCGCAGCCCCGAUACUCGGGACGAAAGGGACGAAAGAGACGAGAGGGAUGACCGUGACAGGCGUGAGAAUGGUGCCAAUGGAGACGAUAGGAAGGCCCUCGACAGUCCCCCCCCAGCCCACGACGACCUGGACGUUGCCGAAUAA